Haplochromis burtoni (Burton's mouthbrooder) is the source of this 2275-nucleotide messenger RNA. RefSeq names its product centrosome and spindle pole-associated protein 1-like. NCBI's taxonomy places the organism in Eukaryota, Metazoa, Chordata, Actinopteri, Cichliformes, Cichlidae. The coding region runs from base 794 to 2275 and encodes 493 amino acids. Gene Ontology annotation, biological process: positive regulation of cytokinesis. The record is from RefSeq and is a predicted model, not a curated record. Gene Ontology annotation, cellular component: microtubule; spindle pole; centrosome. The transcript is spliced from 13 exons.
ACAUCUAUUUGUCAGGGCUUUUUUCUUAGAGCCUCGGCACUGUACUGGGAGCUGAAGUAUAUAAUGAGUCAAUAAAACUGAAGCUAGUAUUCAAUAAUUAGGCAAUACUAUUCUGGAGGAAGGCCGUAGCUAGUAAGUUAAAGGGCUAUUAAUUAGCCUAAAGGGCUGCUGGUUAAGGCUAGAUGGUAUCAUUUUUAGACAACAGCAGUAUGUUAAGUUUAUUAACAUGUUGUUAAUAAACUUUGCCUGGUUUUAUGUUGUUUAAAGACGAUUAAAAAGAAACAGAAAAUUCAGAUCCUAGUGUUAAAUAUUGCAGAGUUAUUAAAGACUUAACAUUUGGACUAUAUUAGACAUAUUUUUCUAGAAUGUUUGUGUUAGAUGUGUUUGCUAGCCUCUCCCAGGAGAAGGUUUGUGUCAUGGUUGCCCAUGGCAACGGAAUGACGCUUUGGGCUCGCUGUGAAAGAUCGGUCGGAUAGGUUUGAGCUGUGUGUGGAAAUUUAAGAAUUAUUGAUAUAUAUCGUGUUAUUUGGUCUUGUUAUUUGUCUAGCCAGAGUUACAUCCGAGCUUUAAAAUAGACGCGCAUGUUCAUAUACCCCAUUAUGGGGUAUAUAAACAUUAAGUCAAGUGUUUGCCUUAUUGGGUGUAUUGUGUAUCACGAUUGGACGUUUUUUUUGAGAAGCAUGAAGAAAAAACUCCCCGCCAUAUGUGAUCAAGGACUUGCGAAGCAACGUUUAUAGGUGUAAACUAAUCAACCGUCAGGGUCAGAUGGUGCAAAUUACACAAUGCUGUAAAUAUGACUUCAGCAGCAGCUCUAGGAGUAAACCCCAAUCCCGACAGAGGUAUUGGCUUAAGCCAUCUGCUGGGUACCGAGUAUGAAAGGAAGAAGCAGAAACUUCAGCGGGAGCUCCAGCUGGACUACAGAAACUAUAUAUCCAGGAAAACAGAUCUGAAAAGUAAAGAGCCUCAACAACAACUUGAUGGAGUGUCACUACCGAUUGAUGAGAGGAUAUCUGUAAAGGAAAAACUGAGAGAGGAGAGAAAUAAAGAAUACAACCUCUUCCUCCAAGAACAAGCUCAAAUCAGAACGGUAAAGAGGAGAACGUCUUUUGUCAGUCCCAAGCCUGGACAGAUUCACACUUCAGAUGGCUUGAAAAUUUCUCCCCCAGCCUCUCCCCUGUCAUCCCCUCACAAACAUACCCACACAAACAUAGUCCCCAGUCACAAUGAGAGGAAAGAUGCUUCCACUCUGACCGAGGUGUUCAACGAUGGAGAAAUCAGGAGUCCAGUUCAGAGGCGGCGAAGACGCUGGCAAAUCUUCAGAGCAGAGCCCUACAGCUCUGAAGACGAGCUAAACACAGACAGAGGGGAUGAGUUUGAUUUGAGAUACAGGAGGAGGAACGACAGGCACACUCAAGAGCCUGGGUACAAAGAGGAGAUGACAGCGCAAGAGUGCAGAGUGAAGAAGGCUUCUCAGGACAUAAAGGAGACAGUGGCUCCUACAGUUUCUCAUCAGAAGACCAAUGACACAAUUUGGAAGUCUGAUGUUCAAGUGCCAGCCAGCAUGAAGAUGGCUGCAAGAUCUGCUGUCAGGAAGGAUAAGGCUGAUUUUGCUACUGGACUGCUGAUAGGAAUAACAGAAGAGCAGGAGACAACUCAGAUGAGGAAAGAACAAUACAGGCAGGAGUUACUGAGACAAAUUGCUGAAAAGCAGAGGAAGAAGAUGGAGGAGAAAAGACUUGAGCUGAGAGUUGACCCUGAAAAAGAGCCUGACCGGAUACAGCAGCUAGGGUCUGUGAAUCGUCACUAUAACAGCCUGAGCCAGGAUGUUCUUCACAAGCUAGGAAAAGAUCUAGAGGCAGAAGGGAAGCACCUAAAUCCAAGUCUUGAAAAUGGCAAACCCACUGAGAAUGCAGAUGAGAGAGCCCCCCCAGGAAAGUCCCAGGUGGACUUGAUUACAGCUCUCAGACAACUGCCUGGGAAGACUGUGCCUUCAAAUGGGAUGGAAUUACCGCAAGGUGUCCCCUCACUGGACUAUUUUAGUGAGGACUACCACAGAGACUUCUCAAACAUCCUAGGAGAGGUGACCAUCCCAAGGGUUGCGAGUGUUGCUCCUCCUUUACCUCCCAUUGUACCUCACAAUUACAAGACUCCAUAUGAUGCAGAUUAUUACUACUAUGGAACCAGGAAUCCAUUAGAUCCUCAUCUUCCUCAUCUUCCUCACAAUCCAAGUAAUAUUGCUGGAGUUGAAAAACGUGUUGCUAUCCAGUUUGUGUAA